Molecule: messenger RNA, 303 nt
Organism: Eruca vesicaria subsp. sativa (arugula)
Lineage: Eukaryota; Viridiplantae; Streptophyta; Magnoliopsida; Brassicales; Brassicaceae
Source: the annotation of a GenBank genome assembly
AUGAUGGGAACUCAUGGACUCACUUUUGCUGCUAUUGGAGGAGUUUACAUUGGUGUUGAACAGGUGGUUCAGAGUUAUAGGGGCAAGAGAGACUUUUUCAAUGGUGCUAUUGGUGGUUUUGUUGCUGGUGCUUCUGUGCUUGGAUAUAGAGCAAGGAGCAUCCCAACAGCGAUAGCUGCGGGUGCAACUCUAGCUGUUACCUCUGCUUUGAUUGACUCUGGAGGCCAGACCACGAGAGUGGACAACGGCAGAGAGUAUUAUCCUUACACUCCCGUCGAGAAAACAGCUAAAGCUGAUGCUUGA